This is a messenger RNA of Pangasianodon hypophthalmus (striped catfish), 3428 nucleotides long. RefSeq names its product regulator of G protein signaling 17 (gene rgs17). The record is from RefSeq and is a predicted model, not a curated record. The transcript is spliced from 6 exons. Bases 633 to 1259 code for a protein of 208 amino acids. NCBI's taxonomy places the organism in Eukaryota, Metazoa, Chordata, Actinopteri, Siluriformes, Pangasiidae.
CAGGGCUGGAGCUAUUCCUGACCGAGUGCUGCUCAUUUCUCGCUCACUUGCACCCGAAACACCAGCGACUACACUGGACGGGGUUCCUUUUUUUCUUUUUUCUUUUUUUUUUUUUUUUUUGCGUGAAAAAAUCGAGACCCCUUCAUCCUUGUCGUUUUCCCACGCUUCCAAACAGUAGCUAUCCGCCCACUAUCGCUUCUUGAGUCCCCUUCCUUUUGAUCGCCCAUCUGCUUUCCAUCAGCUCCUUAUUUAAGACCUGACAGAUGAAGCACACUAAAUAAAUAGUCCUUCUUACCUACAGAAGCACUGAGGAUGAACCAAGCUGGGUUAUGCUUCACUUUAUUAAUGCUGUAAAGUGCACUGGGCCUGGACUGGGUGAGACUUCUUAAGAUGUUUUAUCCUGGUGUUCCUUGCCCUUGAUUGAAGAAAAGGAUUUGCCUGUGAAUACCAGGUGUAGCAAACCUACCUCUACCUACCACACCUUCUCUUCAAGCAUCCUGAACCAGUGAUGGUAAGAGAAGAAACGAGAGGCCACCAGUGCGUUUGUAUCCUGGCACCGUUCCUAACUCAACGUUCGACUGUAUCGCCAUGAGGUUUCUGCCUGAUCUGUGGAUGGAGAGCUGCUAAUUUGCAUGCCGCAGAGUGUGAGUGGAGUUGAGAUGAGGAAACAGCAGCAGGCCCACAUUGAAGGACCCCCUCAGGCCCCCGGGCACCCGAGACCGAACACCUGCUGUCUGUGCUGGUGCGGCUGCUGCAAAUGCCUCUGGAAUGAAGAGAGUAGGGAACAUCCCGAGCGGCAAACAUGUACAAAAAUGGACAGCAUAGAAGCAACAGAAGAACAGCAUCCCACACUGGAUGAAGUUGUAGCCUGGGCACGAAGCUUCGAGCUCAUGAUGCGCUCCUCAGAGGGCAGAGACAUUUUUCGGCAGUUCCUCCGGUCCGAGUACAGUGAGGAGAACCUGAUGUUCUGGAUAGCCUGUGAGGAAUUAAAGAAGGAAACCAACCCAGCAGCUAUAGAUGAGAAAGCAAGGAUCAUUUAUGAGGAUUAUGUUUCUAUCCUGUCACCAAAAGAGGUCAGUUUGGAUUCCCGGGUGAGGGAGGGCAUCAACCAGAGCCUGUCAGAGCCCAGCAGCCUGAUGUACGAGGAGGCACAGCUCCAGAUCUACACGCUCAUGCACAGAGACUCAUUCCCACGUUUCCUCAACUCAUCUGUUUACAGGGACCUCCUGGAACGAAAGAGAGCCUGCUUAGACACCUAAGGUUCCAGCCAAAAACUCAAGACAAAAAAAAAACGUCCUAAGGUGCCACUACGGAAAGGUGUGAGGUUUCCUAUACAUAGAGCGAGUAGUUAAGCAAUUCUUACCGUCCAGUAGUGAGCCCGAAGUUCACUUCCUGUUUAAGUGCCAAUAUGAGCUGCUCAGCCAACUGUGACAAAAAGAAUCGUGUAAGGAAAACCAUCCGAGCCCUACUUCCUGUUCUUUACUUCUCCUUCCCUCUGUCUGUCUGUCUGUCUGUCUCUCUCUCUCUCUCACCCUCCACGUGUUCCCCUUUCACUUGCCUCAUGUGUUUGAGGACAGCUGAAUAAUGAUCAUUUUUAUGAUUGGAUAAGAGUUGUUACAACAGGUAACGCCUGACUUUGCAUGAUACAAGAUUUUGGAAUUGGUUCUAGCUUUGACGUUUAACUCCUGGCAGGACUGCAGUGGUUUUCGAAUAAGAAAUGUACGUCUUAUGCUGUCAUGAGGAAAGAGCCUUUAAAGCUCUUGUAAGCUAAGGGAAAAUGUAGUUUUGACAAUUUUUCUGUUGGAAGCAUUACCACUGUCAUCCGUCUGCCCAAUUUCUCGUCCGUCGUAACAACUUUUUCACUGGGAUAUGUAAGGGCUAGUGUUGUGGUUGGGCAGCUAAACAAACCAUGAACAUGACUUUCCUCUGCAAAAAUCACAAUGCCUCGAUAUCGAUUAAGGGCACAGAAGCUGCUGACGCUGACCAACAACCACAGUUAAUUGUGCGCGUCCUCCCAGGCCCUCCCAGUCCACUCGUCCCUGAGAGAAGCACAGGUACUGUAUGUCACUUGUUGUAAGCAUUGCUGGAUUAAGAGUUUUGCUUGAAAAUAAAUCAGCAACAUCUCAGAGGUACGUGAGAGAAUUAGAACUGUCAUUUACAUUGAAAUGCCUUUUUUUUUUAAACCAAGUCUUAAGGUUGUGAACACUGCCUUGUUUUUAAAGGCAUCACUGUAUUUGAAAUAAUGACUUAUGUCUUUGUUCAGGCACUGCACAAUGACACAUUUUUCUCAGAGGUGAUGUUAAGUAACAUGCUUCUGGUUUUAAUAUAAAAGUUUGUUUUGUUUUGUUUUUGUUUUUUUGUUUGUUUUUGUUUUUUUUUGUGGACUGAUUUGUAUUGAUGGUUAGCUGAUUAUAUGUGUAGGCUUCAUGGACUUGUCUGUAUGAAGCUCAUGAAGCAUUUUGACUGUUGGCCGCUUUGUGGUGAUAGUGUUUUAAAGAGGCCACCAGGAGCAGUGCACAGCCUGUUAGCAUGCGUUUAUGUCUUUGUGCACUGAACAUGUCAGAAUAUACAAUCCGAGUAACCACUAUGGAUGAAAUUGCGCUAACCAUUCUUGAAAGCGUUUCUAUACGGUUAGAAUUUUUGUCCCUGAAAAUGAUAGUAUUUUCAGCUCAAUUUUCUUAGAUUCAGACUUGAAUCUUUUGCUGUCAACUCGAUGCCAAUUUAUUUCCUGUUGCAGCAGCCAGUGCAUGACAAAACAGUAUAUAAAUGCCUGCUUGGUAUCAUCACGUUCUCGUCUCUUAGCUUUUAAUAAGAGUAAAUUACGCCGAUCGUAUCCUUGUUCAACACGCUUUGAGUUUGAAGAUGGCACUUUGAUGAAAUGGUUUGCUAAUGAGUGAGCCCGAGUUCGUUUUGAAUUUCCUUUUUUUUUUUUUUUUUUUGGUGCUUGGAAAAGCACUUAAAGUGCCAAUCUCUAGAUGUACAAUAAUUCACUGAAGACCUUUGUCACUCAACCAGCAUUGCACUGAUGCCAUUUUUAAAAUCACUGUUAUAGCAUUAGUGGAUUCACACAUCAGCAUCAGCCAAUGCGAAGAGAGAACUAGGUCAGCCUGCAAGCCUUUACACGUCUUACUAAAAAACAACUUGCAUGCGUUUCCAGGAUUUGGACCUGAAUUGAAUUGGAGUGCGUUUGUUUCUCAUUCAAAACGUGAACUUGCUGACUCAAAAGACAAUAAGGGAAAUUUACUGAAUAUAACUUGUGUGUAUUAAUAUAUUUUUUAAAAAUACAGCUAUUGUUGGAGGGGCCGAGAGACGUGUAGUGGGAAUCAGUGACAGUGUUGAAUCAUCUUAGGUUAGUACAAGUGCUUUGGCCUCUUAGAUAUCAGUGAAAGUCUAUGGUGAGUAUUUUUAAUAAAAGUGGUACAAGCCCA